Messenger RNA from Paramecium octaurelia, 213 nucleotides. The record is from the annotation of a GenBank genome assembly. NCBI's taxonomy places the organism in Eukaryota, Ciliophora, Oligohymenophorea, Peniculida, Parameciidae.
AUGAAAGUUAAGAAUGGGAAUAGUUGUCAUUGUUUUUUCUAAUCAUAAUUUAAUUAGUAAAAGUAGAUUUUAGUCUGCAAAAAUGGAUAUUAUGAAAUAUUACAAAAGUAACUUAAUGGGUUGAAUUUCAAUUAGUUUAAGUCAUUAAUUUUGGAACAGGAACUGUUUUUGGUAAAUUAACAGAAAAUGGGUAGUUUAUUGUAAUUUGGAUGA